Messenger RNA from Saccharomyces mikatae IFO 1815, 1584 nucleotides. It is a transcript of the gene IPT1, whose product is annotated as inositolphosphotransferase. Lineage: Eukaryota; Fungi; Ascomycota; Saccharomycetes; Saccharomycetales; Saccharomycetaceae. Gene Ontology annotation, cellular component: inositol phosphoceramide synthase complex. Bases 1 to 1584 code for a protein of 527 amino acids. The record is from RefSeq and is a predicted model, not a curated record. Gene Ontology annotation, molecular function: inositol phosphoceramide synthase activity. The transcript has a single exon. Gene Ontology annotation, biological process: inositol phosphoceramide metabolic process; sphingolipid biosynthetic process.
AUGAACAUCAUAUCUUCCCUGGCGACGUUCGUCAAAAACAUGUAUAAUGCAGGUUUGAAUCAACGUAACUUAGUAACGCUACCGUUCAACUUCAUGCUUAACUUCGCGCCAGUAUUUAUUUGGCUGUCUAUAUUUAAGCACGCUGGUCUGAUACCCAUUGAGAUCAGACCUAACAUUCAUAGCAAGUUCGCCUUUUUCGCCGAUCAAUUUCUCUUUGGAGACUACUGGCACGAACUUACUGUUCAAUUGCCCGAUAACACUUACAAGCUGUUUUUUUGGUCUUUCGUAUCAUCUUUUGCAUUUCUUUUAGUAUUUUUGAUAUGCCUUCCUUUAGCUAUCUGGUACUAUAUUUACUACGUUAAGCACGUUAACUAUAAUUUGUUAGAGUGGUUUGCGAAUAUUUUUCAUUAUCCCCGUCAGCGCAAUCAACGGCCGAUCCAUAAGAAGUUUCGGACAAUUUUCAUACCAUUUGCCCUGCCUCUGUUUACAUUCGUUGUACUCAAUAUAGAUCAUUUUUUCGCCUACCAAUCAGACGCAAAUUUUACUAAAACGAAAGAUCUUCUGGCUUGGUUCUCUUAUGUCAUUUUACAUUUGACGGCCCCCAUUCUAACCGCGGUGUAUUUAUACGUCUUCCAACCGCCGGGAACUCUGAAAUGCUUUGGUUUUGCCCUAGGAUUACAAAAUAUAGCGGGCGUCUUUACCCAUCUGUUCAUCCCAAUGGCAUCGCCAUGGUUCACUCAUUUAUAUGGCAUUAAUGACACCGAACAUGUCAACUACACCCAGGAAGGGUUUGCUGCCGGCUUGACGAGAGUGGAUAGCCAUUUGGGUACUCAUCUGAACACGAAGGGAUUCCAUAUGUCUCCUAUUGUUUUUGGUGCUGUUCCUUCACUGCACUCCGCCAUCGCAUUUCAAUGCUUCCUGUUCUUAAUUUCAAGAUCCACUAGCUUAAAGCAUAGAUUUGCCAGCAGAGAAAACUCAACAAUGAACAGUAAUGAUUUUUCCACCUUCAAACUGAGCGAAGAGGAUAGCGAAGAUGACGCCGACAACAACGGAGUAUCCAUGAUGGGUCCAAACGACCUAGAAAUGGAACCAUUAAGUUCUGUUGAGCCCGUAGAUCUUUUAAAUGAACGGUCCUCCUCCCCUUCCUCUUCGUUGACUGUAUCCAGCAAUGAAAGAAGCGCCAGCAAUAGUAGCAGAGACGUUACCAACAACAACAGAAAUAAGAAACCACUCCAGUUUAUCCGUUUAUAUCAUGAAGAUAUGGAUUUUACAAAUAAAUGGGUUUUUAAAAUAGUCAACGAUGGGUUUGUGCCAAAAUUCUGGGCCAUCUUAUAUAUAAUUUUACAAUGGUGGGCCACCAUGUACCUGGACCACCAUUAUAGAUUUGACCUUUUCGUUGGUGUUUUAUAUGCAGUGGGAAGUUUCAUCAUUAUAAACUGGUUUGUCUUACAACCAAAAGUUUUGAAGAACUGGAUUCAUUUAAGGUUGGGUGAUAAAGUGGACACAAGAAACGAAGCUCGUACUUUUGGCAUGAGAGUAUUUUGUGGUACCAAGAUGGAGUGGUUUUUUGAUCCAUUAGCAUAG